Molecule: messenger RNA, 3839 nt
Organism: Nanorana parkeri
Lineage: Eukaryota; Metazoa; Chordata; Amphibia; Anura; Dicroglossidae
Product: sarcoplasmic/endoplasmic reticulum calcium ATPase 1
Exons: 23
Coding region: 257-3241 (994 amino acids)
Biological process (GO): intracellular calcium ion homeostasis; calcium ion transmembrane transport
Cellular component (GO): membrane
Molecular function (GO): ATP binding; P-type calcium transporter activity; ATP hydrolysis activity
Source: RefSeq, a predicted model, not a curated record
CAAAGGUUCUCUCUGACAGCUUCUGUGUGGGGUCCGGGGUUAAAGGUGUUCCAAUCUCCUGCUGAGGACAGAGAGCAGGAGAUGAGCUGUUGAGCCACGGGUCGGCUCUUAAGGGAAAAUACGCUGCAAUACUCAGCUGCAAAAAAGGGGGACCUGACCAUCAAAGACUCGGUCGACCAUAAGAGGUGGGGGGGAGAAGAAACUUCUUAAACUUAAGGACGAGGUGAGCCCUUUGCAACAGGGCUGAGAGGCAAGGAUGGAGAACGCGCACGCCAAAACCACUGAGGAAGCCCUGGCCUAUUUUGGGGUCAAUGAAAACACAGGUCUCGCUGCUGAUCAAGUCAAGAAAAACUUUGACAAGUAUGGACCCAAUGAGCUCCCAGCAGAGGAGGGAAAAACAAUUUGGGAGUUAGUUGCAGAACAGUUUGAAGAUCUGCUUGUCCGAAUUCUGCUGCUGGCUGCUAUCAUAUCAUUUGUGCUGGCCUGGUUUGAGGAAGGUGAAGAGACAGUCACAGCCUUUGUGGAACCCUUUGUCAUCCUCCUGAUCUUGAUCGCUAACGCAGUUGUAGGAGUCUGGCAGGAAAGAAACGCUGAAGAUGCCAUUGAGGCUCUUAAGGAAUAUGAGCCCGAGAUUGGAAAAGUCUACCGCAGUGACAGAAAAUCUGUCCAAAGAAUUAAGGCGAGAGAGAUUGUGCCAGGAGACAUUGUGGAAGUUGCAGUUGGUGACAAAGUCCCAGCUGACAUCAGACUGAUCAGCAUUAAAUCCACCACCCUGCGUAUUGACCAGUCCAUCCUGACAGGAGAGUCCGUCUCUGUCAUCAAACACACAGAAGUUGUUCCCGACCCCAGAGCUGUCAACCAGGACAAGAAAAACAUGCUGUUCUCCGGUACCAACGUAGGAGCUGGCAAGGCCAUUGGUGUUGUCAUUGCCACUGGCCCCAACACUGAGAUUGGUAAAAUUCGUGAUCAGAUGGCAGCCACUGAACAGGAGAAGACCCCCCUGCAGCAGAAACUUGAUGAGUUUGGAGAGCAACUGUCCAAAGUCAUUUCCCUCAUCUGUGUUGCUGUAUGGCUUAUCAACAUUGGACACUUCAAUGACCCCAUCCAUGGUGGCUCUUGGAUCAAAGGAGCUAUCUAUUACUUCAAGAUUGCUGUGGCUCUGGCUGUAGCUGCCAUCCCUGAAGGUCUCCCUGCUGUAAUCACCACAUGUCUGGCCCUGGGUACAAGACGUAUGGCCAAGAAGAAUGCCAUUGUAAGGAGCUUGCCCUCUGUAGAAACUCUUGGUUGCACCUCAGUCAUCUGCUCUGAUAAGACUGGUACUCUGACUACCAACCAGAUGUCCGUCUGCAGGAUGUUUGUAAUGGAUAAAGUUGAAGGUGAUUCUUGCACCCUGAAUGAAUUCACCAUUACUGGAUCCACCUAUGCCCCUGAAGGAGAAGUUGAGAAGAAUGAUAAGCCUGUGAAAGCUGGCCAGUAUGAUGGUUUGGUGGAGUUGGCCACAAUCUGUGCACUUUGCAAUGACUCUUCUCUCGACUUUAAUGAGUCUAAGGGUGUUUUUGAGAAGGUUGGUGAAGCUACUGAAGUUGCUCUGACAACCCUGGUUGAGAAGAUGAACGUAUUCAACACUGAAGUGAAGAGCCUGUCCAAAGUGGAGCGUGCCAAUGCCUGCAACUCUGUUAUCAAGCAACUGAUGAAGAAGGAAUUCACCCUUGAGUUCUCACGUGACAGAAAAUCCAUGUCUGUCUACUGCACACCCGCCAAGGCUUCCCGUGCUGCCGUUGGCAACAAGAUGUUUGUGAAGGGUGCCCCAGAAGGUGUGAUUGACCGUUGCAACUAUGUACGUGUUGGCACAACCCGCGUACCCCUCACUAGUGCCAUCAAGGACAAGAUUUUGAGUGUAAUCAAAGAGUGGGGCACAGGAAGAGAUACCCUGCGUUGUCUGGCUCUUGCCACAAGGGACACUCCACCAAAGAGGGAAGACAUGGUUCUGGAAGAUGCCACCAAAUUCUUUGAAUAUGAGGUUGACCUGACCUUUGUUGGAUGUGUAGGUAUGCUGGAUCCCCCACGUAAAGAGGUUGCUGGCUCCAUCCAGCUUUGCCGUGAGGCUGGCAUCCGUGUCAUCAUGAUCACUGGUGACAACAAGGGCACAGCUAUUGCCAUCUGCCGUCGUAUUGGCAUCUUUGGUGAGAAUGAAGAUGUGUCAAACCGUGCCUUCACUGGUCGUGAGUUUGAUGAUCUGCCUCCUGCAGAACAGAGGGAAGCCUGCAAGCGUGCUUCCUGCUUUGCCAGAGUCGAGCCAUCUCACAAGUCCAAGAUUGUAGAGUUCCUGCAAUCCUUCGAUGAGAUUACAGCUAUGACUGGUGACGGUGUAAAUGAUGCCCCAGCUCUGAAGAAGGCUGAGAUUGGUAUUGCUAUGGGCUCUGGUACCGCUGUGGCUAAGUCAGCCUCAGAGAUGGUGUUGGCUGAUGAUAACUUCUCCACCAUUGUGUCUGCCGUAGAAGAGGGCCGUGCCAUCUAUAACAACAUGAAGCAAUUUAUCCGCUACCUCAUUUCCUCCAACGUAGGAGAGGUCGUCUGUAUCUUCCUGACUGCUGCUCUGGGUCUGCCUGAGGCUUUGAUCCCCGUACAACUGCUCUGGGUGAACCUGGUCACAGAUGGUCUGCCUGCCACAGCCCUGGGCUUCAACCCCCCUGAUCUGGACAUCAUGGACAGAGCACCACGUAGCCCCAAGGAGCCCCUCAUCAGCGGAUGGCUCUUCUUCCGUUACAUGGCUAUUGGAGGUUAUGUUGGUGCAGCCACUGUUGCUGCUGCUGUCUGGUGGUUUAUGUCUGCUGAAGAUGGACCUCAGGUCACUUUCUACCAACUGAGCCACUUCAUGCAGUGCACAGAAGACAAUCCUGACUUUGAUGGUCAUGAAUGUGAAAUCUUUGAGUCUCCAGUUCCAAUGACCAUGGCCCUGUCUGUGUUGGUCACAAUUGAGAUGUGCAAUGCUCUGAACAGUCUUUCAGAGAACCAGUCUCUGAUCAGAAUGCCCCCAUGGUCCAACAUGUGGCUGCUGGGCUCCAUCUGCCUCUCCAUGUCCCUCCACUUCCUUAUCCUCUAUGUUGACCCUCUGCCUAUGAUCUUCAAGUUAACACCUCUAGAUGUGACUAAGUGGCUUGUUGUACUAAAGAUGUCCUUCCCUGUCAUCCUAAUUGAUGAGCUUUUGAAAUUCGUUGCCCGUAACUACCUUGAAGGAUAAAUCUUUCCUUACCACUUCCCUGUUGUUGUUGUUUAACAGAAAAACCACAGUAAAAGGAAUUCAGCUUUUUACUGAAAUAAGUCAGAUAUCAGCCCAAACCUCCAUUAAGACUUUCUGUUACACUGUCCCUUUCUGAUGUCUCAACUCGAUAUUCUGAAACACAUCACUGCCAACCUUCCAUCCGUCUUACCAAAGCCCUUACCUCCUGGUGUCCACCAGGUCCGACGGCAAGGGCUGGGUUAUCGAUGGGCUGUUUUUCUGUUUUGUUUUUUUUUUUCCAAGUGCCUUCAAAGUUGUGCUUCCAAUUUUGCCCCUUUUUAUAGCACUCCCUCCCUGUCACGCCUCAAUUAUUCCGCGUACAAGUGAAGGAAAAUAUCACCCAGCUGGAGUAUACCAGGACUAAGAAUGCCUUUUCUUUCCCCCCAGUGUCUCCUCCAUCAGUGAAAGUUACCAAGCCAGUGUUUUGUAAAUCGCAGCAUCAUGUUAUCUUGUCCCCAGCCCUCUGUGGGAGUUGCAGCUUGUAGCAAAGAAAACAAAUGGAAGCGAGAAAACCAAAGGAAAACUGUUCUAGCUAUUUAUUAAAAUUAAACAAUAAGUU